UUUGGGAAAAGGAGCCCUGGAGCUGCCCUUCUCCGCUUCACUCCCCCUGUCGAAAAACGAAAAAAAAGAAAGAAAGAAAGAAAGAAGAUAAUACAGAACAAAUCAAAAGUUCAACUUGAAGGUGAUUUCUAAGUAACAGUGAUGAGACGGCAGGGACAGUAUGCUGACUCUGGUGGCAACGCAUAUGUCUCUUCUCAGAUGCAGCAUAUGCCUGCACAGAGAAUGGAGCAGAAGUCUGGUCAUUUUCAAGGACAACUAGAAGCAUUCACUCCUGAGAGGGAUCAGCCAUAUGUUACCCCAAAAUCAGAUGGACAGUGGAGGUGGGAAAGAGAGGAAUCAAAAGUAUCAAAUCCAUUGGCAGCAAAAAUGUUCAAUGAAGGCCAAGGGACUGAUGGAUCAAGAACUUAUUUCCAGGGUCAGAGGCCAGAUCCCAAACUAUCUUUAGAAAAACAAAAUGCUGAUCCCAGAUCUCGACCGCAUGAUGAAAAUAUGGAAGUUGGCUAUGAGCAAAAUCUUUUGCCACAAACUUUGGAGGGUCUUGAGAAGAAAUUCCUUGAUGACAUAAUGAUGCUUGCUAAAGAACAGAAUGAUGCUGAGGACGCAGAAAAUAUUAGACAUAGGGAGAAAAUAAAUGCAAUCAAUACUCAGUAUCAGGAACAGUUAGCAGCACUUCGAACACGGCACACUAGUCGCAGAGAUGAUUUCUUGCGAAAGGAAUCUCUUGUACGCCAACAACAAUACCAGCAAUUGAUGAUGGACCAUUAUCCUCAUAGCAGCAUGGCUCCAGCUGAUACCAUUCCAACCGGUAAUCCUCAUGGUUACAGUGGUGUUUCAGGUUCAGCUGCUGUUGGAGAUGGACAUCGAGGCUAUAACUCUGAUAAUUUCGACUCCUACAGGGAGAGGGCUCGGUUUCUUGGGGGUGCCAGAGAUCAUGGUUUUGAACCUAGAGGUUCAUACCCCGGGGGCCGUGUAUAUGAUACUGGUUCACGUUACUACUGAAUUUCUUAGAUUAACUUUCGUUAGCUGCAUCCACCAGGUAUGGUUCUGAUGGAUAUCCCAUGUAUGCUAUCCUGAAUUUUAUGAUCUAUUUUCUGCAGUUCUAUGCCACCUGCUGGUUUCUUGUUAUGAUUCAUAUCUGGAAAAGUCUAUAUUCAUUUUCUUUGAGCUCAUUUCUGUUAUUAAUAUCAUUUAAUGUUAUUAUGGUAAGAAUUAUGAAUCCCUAUUCUCUUUCU
Messenger RNA from Durio zibethinus, 1232 nucleotides. RefSeq lists its product as uncharacterized. Lineage: Eukaryota; Viridiplantae; Streptophyta; Magnoliopsida; Malvales; Malvaceae. The record is from RefSeq and is a predicted model, not a curated record.